Molecule: messenger RNA, 2075 nt
Organism: Zonotrichia albicollis (white-throated sparrow)
Lineage: Eukaryota; Metazoa; Chordata; Aves; Passeriformes; Passerellidae
Source: RefSeq, a predicted model, not a curated record
UCCGAGAGCCGAGAGUGCGUCAACUGCGGCUCCAUCCAGACCCCGCUGUGGAGGAGGGACGGCACCGGCAACUACCUGUGCAACGCCUGCGGGCUCUACACCAAGAUGAACGGCCUCAGCCGGCCCCUCAUCAAGCCCCAAAAGAGAGUGCCUUCGUCGCGGCGGAUGGGGCUGUCCUGUGCCAACUGCCACACCACCACCACCACGCUGUGGCGCAGGAACGCCGAGGGCGAGCCCGUCUGCAACGCCUGCGGCCUCUACAUGAAGCUCCACGGGGUUCCUCGGCCUCUCGCUAUGAAAAAAGAAGGAAUUCAGACAAGGAAGCGAAAACCUAAGAAUAUAAAUAAAUCAAAGGCAUGCUCCGGUAACAGUACUACUGCAGUUCCCAUGACUCCGACAUCCACAUCCUCUACCAACUCAGACGACUGUAGCAAAACUGCUUCUCCCGGCGCACAGCCUGCAGCCUCCGGGGCGAGCUCGUCGGUGAUGUCUGGCCCCGGAGAGAGCACCAGCCCCGAGAGCAGCAACCUCAAGUAUUCAGGUCAAGAUGGGCUGUACACAGGAGUCAGCCUGAGCUCCACGGCCGAGGUGACAGCAUCUGUGAGGCAGGAUCCCUGGUGUGCCCUGGCUCUGGCGUGACCUGGCGCGAGGGAAGCUGGAUCCUGGCAGCCCCCAGACAUCUGCACGCAGUUUCCUCUGUGAGCGAGCGGUCGCAGCGGCAGUGAGAGUGCUGGCAAAGACCAUUCCUCUGAAACAGUUUUUGAGCCUUGGUGGCAGAGGUGGUUUUCUACUUCUGAAAGAGGCUUUGCCAAAGCAUCCAGUUCCUCAACUAUGCAAGAAAAAUGUAGGGAGAGCAAAUGACCACCGGGGAUAGCUAACACAGCCUUACACUCUUAAAAAAACCCUUCAAAGCCCCCCUCAAAAAAACUUAAAAAAUAAAAACAAAAAAAAGGAAAAGAAAAAACAACAACAAAAAAGAAGAGAUAAACCCACACCUAUUGUUAGAUUCCAGAAAUUCAUCCUCAACUUACCCUGCAGCGCUGCCUUUCUGAUUAUGUAGUUGUUUUCACUCUCUCAUUGCCUUUUCCAUUAAGAAUUUGGUGGAAGUUGUCAAUGUCGAGGAGGGAGUAGCAAAGACUUUAUUUACCAGAAAUAGUGAGAUACUUUUUAAUGAGUGUCAGAAGCGCUUACAGCUUGAGUUGACACGGACUUCUCGCACCGAAGAUUUGAUGUCUUCGCCCCGUCAGACCUCUCCUUCCAUGCUCUUCGUCUUCAGCGUGCCUUGCUCUGCUCUUCAGAGCCCAGCUAUGUCCCUGGAAGAAAUCACAACGUUUGGUACAAGUCCCACAAGGUCCAGCUGGUUAAGGAGAUUUUGGGAUUGGUGUUUUUUGGUUUAAAAUAUUUACUCACUUUUCAAGACUGCGAUAUAACUUUUAAAGUACACUGUGACUGAGAUUUAUGAAAGUCCAUAUUUCCUGGCUGAACUGUGUGUAGAGUCAGUCAAAAUUUGUAAACAGGGUAGCAAUCAGAUAUUUUUCUUCCAUAUAUACAAUAAUUUUUUUAAAGAAGUGCAAUUUGCGUUGCAGCAAUCAGUGUUAAAUCAUUUGCAUAAGAUUUAACAACGGUUUUUAUACGAAUGAAUGAAUGUAAACAUUUUAACUUAAUGGUACGUAAAUAAUUUAAGAGAAAAACUUAACUAGGCAUCCUUAGGCUUUUUAGCGCAACAAAAAUGCAUCCACCUCCUGUAUUUCCAGUUGUUAAAGCAAGAGUUUCAAAGAACAAGCCUUCUCUCAGGAAAAUUGCCCUAGCCAUUUGCUCCAAAGUGUUGUACAGAAAUGCAAAUGCAUCCCCAAGGGUUUUUUUUGCCAUUGAGUAAGUGUGUGGUGGGAAGAAACAAAUUGCAAUGAAACUUUACUACCUAACUGAUACAUGUGUAAAUACUACAGAAGAUAUCUAGGCAUCUCAAGAAUGUAGGAUGCAAUCUGUAUAGUGUGACUGAUGCAUAGUUAGGUUGGUUUUCAUUGGUUUUAAAGUGGGACAUCAUUUGGAAAGUUGUUUCAUCAGAGCUUUACAAA